Molecule: messenger RNA, 7747 nt
Organism: Candoia aspera
Lineage: Eukaryota; Metazoa; Chordata; Lepidosauria; Squamata; Candoiidae
Gene: AFF1
Product: ALF transcription elongation factor 1
Exons: 21
Coding region: 380-3994 (1204 amino acids)
Biological process (GO): regulation of gene expression
Cellular component (GO): nucleus; super elongation complex
Source: RefSeq, a predicted model, not a curated record
CAGGCAUGAGUCCCGGGCCGGGCUCACCUGCGGGGCUGCAGAGGCGGGGAGCAGAGCCGCCCCCUCGCUGCCCUCCCCUGCCCCUCCCCUGCCCCUCCCCUGCCUGCCCUUCUCUUGUGACUUGCAGUGCGUCCAGCCGGACUGGAGGAGGCCCUCGGGUGCCCGGAUGUCGAUCAAAAUUAGCGCAGGGCUGAGCUAGCAAGGUGGGCGGCUGGCCUCGCGGAGCUGCCUUUGGGGCGAGGGCAGGAGCUGCCGCGCCCGGUCUUUCCCGGGCGGCCGGAGGUCGGCAAAUGGCCGGGAAGUUUCUGGGGGGUGGGGGGUAGGGAAGGGCCAAAAGUCCGCUGAUGGCCAGGAGACGCCCGGCUUGCUAAGCUUCACUAUGGCUGCCCAGUCAAGCUUGUACAAUGAAGAGAGAAAUUUGCUCCGUAUCCAAGCAAAAGAAAGAAGAAAUCAGGAAGCGCACCAGGAAAGAGAAGCAUUCCCUGCAGAUAUCCCCCUUUUUGGAGAGCCUUACAAGAUUAGCAAAGCAGAUGAACUGUCUAGCCGAAUUCAGAAAAUGUUUGGCAAUUAUGAAGAAAUGAAAGAGCUCAUCGUCAACCAGUUCCAUCAAAAUUUCAUAGGGAUUCCUACAAGCGUCAUGCCUCUGAUCCCCCCACAUAAGUUAGAUCGCCCACUCUUUCCUGAAAAGACUGGCACCCCAUUCCAGAACAACAGCCACAAACACGUGGGACCUCUUAGUUCAGAUGUUCCUUCUGUGGGCAGCUCCUACCCAAAAAUUCACUCAAGAGUUGAACCAGCCUCACAAAGUGCUGGAUUGUCUAGCUAUCAGAAGCCAGGUCUAGAGAAGAGCUGCAAGACUGAAGAACUCCAAAGUGGUAGAUGUCAGCAGAAAAGUAAAAAAUACACUGAAAAAGAUACUGCGCGUGAGGCACAACCCUCACUUAUGGAACUUUCUCCCUUAUUGUCUACAUUGUCUUCUCCUGUACCACCUCUGUCCCCUCUACAUUCCGGCCAGUGUGUCAGUUCCAGAUCCCACAGCAGUAAGAUUGAAAACCACGGGCAAAGUAGUCAGGAGCUGGUGACCAGCACACAUGAUAAUGAAAAUGAGGACACCUUGACUGCUACUGUAGCUGUCAAUGCCCAGCCUUCCAGCCAGACAUUUCCCUCAUCCUUAUCAAAAACCAGUGCAAUACAACAGAAACCCACUGCCUAUGUUAGACCAAUGGAUGGCCAAGACCAGGCUCCAGAUGAGUCACCCGAACUCAAGCCACUACCAGAGGAAUACCAUGAACAGUCCUAUGGAAAAAUAACAAAUUUAAAAGCCAACACCAAGACCAACUUGCCCAAACUGAAAAUACCUGCGGAACCAAUUGAGCAGUCUUACUCCAAUGAAGCCCAUUGUGUUGAAGAAAUUUUGAAGGAAAUGACCCAUUCAUGGCCACCUCCUUUGACAGCCAUCCAUACUCCUAGCACAGCUGAACCUUCAAAGUUUCCAUUUCCUGUAAAGGAAACCCAGCAGUCUGGAUCAGUAAUUCAGAGCCACAAGCAGUAUGAUGUGCCUUUGAAGACUUUGUCUGUUUCUCAGCAAGGAACAUCAACACUGCAUAAAGAUCUAGAGAUCAGUGACAGUGAAGACUGCGAUGAUGACCAAGUUUCUGAUAAACCGUCUUCCUCCUCAACGCCUCCAAGUGCCCCACAAUCGCAGCCUGACAGUGUGGCGUUGGCUCAUUCCAGCAGUCCGGAAUCUGAGAGCGCAAGUGACUCAGACAGUUCCUCUGAUUCUGAGUCCGAGAGCAGCUCUAGUGACAGCGAAGGAACUGACCCGCCAACGAGAGUCGCUACACCUGAGCCUGAUCCACAAACAUCCAACAGAUGUUGGCAGCUGAACAACUGGCUGAUCAAAGUAAAUCAGCCAGUAUCUCCCACAGAGAGUUUCCUGGAGGAUGACCAUAGUAGAGGCAGUGUCCAGGAGGGCAAAGGACAAGGAAAAACUGUCAGCACUAGUAGUGGCAAUGGAGGCAAAAGGGAAUGUCAAAUGACAGAUGGUCACUCCAGAACUGGCAGCAAAGUGUCUCGGUCAAGUCAGGAUGUACAUCUCCCUACCAAACGGAAUUACCAAAAGUCUCCUGUGGCCCCACAGGAGCCACUCCACCAGACUGUGGGCAUCUGUAAGCAACCCAGGAAAUCCAGCAAAGCCACAGUACAGGAGGAACCAAAGAGAGGUCUGACAGUUGAAAGUGAGCCACCUGGACCAUACGGGGCAAAGGACCAGUCUUCCAAAGACAAACCUAAGGUGAAAACGAAAGGGAGGCCGAAAUCUGACGAUAAGAAGGAAUUGAAACCAACUGCACCAGAAAUCGCUGAGAAGAAGAAGCACAAGGGCUUGCACCAAACUCUUAAAACAUUAUUUGCCCAUGAUGAUGCAAAAGAAGAUGUGGCUGGUGGUGCCGAGGAACAAUUGCCCCUCAGUCCUCUCAGUGAAAGCCCAAGGGUGAUUGCUACCAGUAGAACUAAUGGCUCCAAGGUAUCUGUUACAGUCAAGGAGGAACUUCAGAGGGACAAAUUUCUUUUGCCUAUCAGGGAUAAGAAGUUGCUGUCACCCUUGAGGGAAUGCCCUGUCCCACCAGGGCUUGUGGUUAAAAUUGAGCUUGCUGUUCUCUCACGGAUCCCUCAGCCACCUGGAAAGGGGCUUUUCCCUAAAAAACAUGAACUUAAAGAGAGCCAUGGUACGAAAAAGCAGGGCAUCGACAAGAGAAGCACAGAAAUGCCAAGCAAAACUCUCCAAAAGAGAAAGCAGGAAGAUGCACUAAGAAAUGAUCAGAAGAAAGUCAAGCUGGAUAAAGAAACCAAAUCUUCCUCAUCUUUAGGCCAUAGAGAUUCCAGUAAGACCAAGAUGUCAAAGCUCUCAGUAACAGAGAUGCAAAGGAAAGAGAUGCCACUGCCGAUGCCACCACCGCUGUCUUCCAUGCAGCCUGCUCAGAAGCCAGCCAAGACAGCCCAGAAGAGGCCAAAGAAUGAAAGCGAUGCCUGCUAUCAAGUUCCUGGUCCCAGUAUCAGCACUGCCAAGAGUGAAGAGAGCCACAAGGAGACUUCAUCCUCCAAGCACAGGAAACUGGAGGGGAAACCUUUGGAAAGCUCCAAAAGUGAUAAAGGCUCUGCAGAUGAUGUUCCAAACCCCUUCCCAGUGCCUUCUUUGCCAAAUGGUACCUCCAAGCCAAUGAAACCUCGAAGACAACAUCCAGUGGAAUUUCACUUAAAGGAAGCCAAAAGGUUGAAGCACAAAGCUGAUGCAAUGACAGACAAAGUUGGAAAGGCCUUCAAGUACUUGGAUGCUGCCCUGUCCUUUAUUGAGUGUGGCAUUGCAAUGGAAUCAGACCCCCUCUCACCAAAGCCAGCCUAUACCAUGUUUGCAGAGACCAUAGACCUCAUUAAAUUCAUAAUGACGUUAAAAUCCUUUGCGGACUCUUCAACAACCACACAAGAAAAAAUCUUCAUUGUGUUUUGCAUGCGCUGCCAAGCCAUUCUGUACAUGGCAAUGUUUCGCUAUAAAAAGGACACAGCAAUAAAGUAUUCCCGGACUCUUAAUGAACAUUUCAAGAGUUCUUCUAGAAUUGCCCAAGCACCUUCUCCAUGUGUUGCAAGGAGCACCGGCACACCUUCUCCUCUUUCCCCAAUGCCCUCUCCGGCUGGCUCAGUCAGCUCCCAGACAGGUUCCAGCGCCAGCAGCUGUGGAAGCAGUGGCCUCGGCUCUUCAGUCAGCGUCCCUCAUUAUAUACCGACCAUCACCUCUUCCUUUGUCAACAUCACUUCUUAUAUUCUGUAUGCCUAUGAUUUCUGGGAACAAGCUGAUCUUUUGGCUAGGAAGAAUAAGAAAUUUUUUUCCAAGCUCAGCGCCGCUGCCUGCUUUCUCUCGUUGAACAGCAGUAUGAUCGAACUAGUACACUACACCCGCCAGGGAUUGCAGUGGCUGAGACUGGAAUCAGACAUGCCUUAAUGGGUGAUUCAAGGUGAGGAAUUUGCCUUGGACUCUUUUGCACUUUGAAAGCCUCAGAAAUAGCCUUGUGGGCUGACUGGUUGGAUUUAAAAAGAAAAAAAAGCAAGCACCUGGAACAAGUUCGAAUGAAGCAUGAUUGAAGGGAACUGGCACCACUGGAAAACUUUUAGGGACUACAUUUCUACUAUGCCAAUGGGCCACUUGGAAGAUAAAGAGUGAAGAAGAGGCCUCAAAGUGGAAGAUGCCUUUCUUUCAAAGGACAAAGUGCAAUUGUCUCCUUUCUCUUUCUCUCUGCCCUUUUCCCUUCAUGGUUUCUUUGUGUCAGUGGUCUAUAAACAUUUCUAGUAAUGAAUAACCAGCAAGAUAAUCAAUCAGUCAGCACACAUGAAGAAGCGCCAGUGAGAAGGACAUCCAUUUCCCAAAGAAUUUUCUGCAACAUCUAAGGAUGCCUCAAUAGCCAGGGGCCCAGUGCAUGAUUCAGAUUUUUCUUUUUUUUCCCAAGUAUAAAUCACCAAUUUAUCUCAUUCCGGCAGGUGGCAGGGCCCAGGAAUCGGGGAGGGAAUUCUUCAGCCAUAAAUUGAACUUUCUGUUAAAGCAAAAACCGUCUUCCUGCCUGUCCCCUUCUCCAUGUGCUGCUAGCGGCCGUUCGUUGCACUAUUUCUUCUGUUCUUCUGGCCCGUAGCAGGCCUAUCCCACUUCCUCUAGUUUGCCUUUCUCUCUCCUUUUCCCCUUCCCUCUUUGUUUUUGUUUUGUUUUGCUAUUUGUGGCAGCAGUGUAGCAGUUUCAGCUGUCAUGGGUGGUGGUUUCGUGAUAUUGCAUCUGGCACAUUGACAAUCUCAUGAAAACAGCUCAGUAGGCCCACAGUGUCAGAAUCAAAUUUGAGCAGAAGACCCAGAGUGUAUGUGAUGUUGGCUCCCUUGCCCCCGGGCUGUCUAAAUUAGGGGUAUGGUUCUGGUUCAUCAAUGGAGUAGCUGUGAUAAAAUGCACUACUGAAGAGGAAGAGGAAGGGGUUGCCACUGCUGCUGUUCAAGAUGCUGCCCCUUUGGAUCUUAGUAGCUCCACACGAGGGGCACAGGGCAAUCACAGGGAAGGGAGAGCACCCUCCAAGAAUCCCCUAGCACUGAAUAAAAGGGGUGGCAUUUGAAGAGGAUUCUUCUACUUACAUGAAGUUUAUUUGGAGAUAUGUAAAGAUUUUUGGGAGGGAGGAGGAACUUUGCAAUGUGCCAUUUCAGUCCACCUUCCCUAAUAUGAUAGUUCAGAUAGUGCCUUGGUUGAUGCAGAAUUUUUCAUUAAUGCUGGCAAGGGGGCUGCCUGGCUCAGUUUAAUGUGAUUCAUUUAAGAGAAUUCUGUUUCCUCAGUAAUAAGAUAGUUUGCUCUGUCAAACUUGGAAAACCCUGUAUCCUCCAAUGUAAGUAAACAAGCAGUUAUGUCUGGUCCACAAACACCUUCCUGCUUCUUUCAUCGAUUUAUAAAAAUCCCCAUUAAUGAGAAUGCUGUAUUUGUUUCCUAUAACCUGAUUAGCAUAAGAAACAAAAGCAUUCUGUUUAAUCUAAAAUAUAUUUUAUUGCUCUCUUUUCACCCAUGCCUUUAAUUUUCCCAUUUGCAUCUGUUAUUGUUUGACUUAAGACAGGCCAGUGGGGGAGUAUCUUCCAGAUAAAUCUUCCUGAUUCUUUCAGGACAGAUUUGGUUUGGUGAUAACGCAGUCCCCACAAAGAAAAAGCAUGAGGAAGCAUAAGGAAAGGAAAAGCUUUGGAGAGUUUCUGGAAAAAACCCACUUCUAUUUUGAAAAACUUUUAAAAAAAAUUUCCUCCAAAGUGUUUAAAUACAAGUUACUUAAUCCUGACGAAGAUAAGGUGGAGAUCUUGGAACCCUACUGAAUUGGUGCAAAACACACACACACACACACACACACGUUUGAGCUGGUGGGCGGUAGAAAGGCUGCUUAGCCUUCUGUCAUACAUUGCCUGCAUCUAAAGCUGCAGUUGGAGAAAGGAUGGUGAAGAGCAGAAGACACUCGCUCCAAUCCUGAUUGCUGUUGGCCAGAGAGCAGAAUCUGCAGACCCCAGGCAGCUCUCAAAUGCUGAGCUUCAUUCCUGUGCAGCAGGCAUCAACAACCUCUUGGGGCCCUAGUACCCUACUCCUAAACUGCUGAAACCUCAUGAAUGUCAGUAAGAUAUUUCAUGAGAUUACUGAGAUCUCAGCUGAGAAUUCCAAAAUUGUGUCAGAUUUUGGGGGAUUCUGGGGUACCUCCUGGUAAAUGUUUUGGCGUCCACCAGCACUACACUGCUGAUCUCUAUUAUACAGGUAUAUACAGGUUCCAUUCAGAAAUAUUUUUUUAACUCACAAAAUUACUGCAAUGAUAUCUCAGGAAUGGGGAAAGUCCAUCAAAAUGUUAGGUUUUCAAUGCAACUGGAUUGGUACCUGUUUUUCCUAGAUAAGGACUUGGUCCCAGUGUGGGAGAGUGGGCUGGUUGCACCCACCUGUCUUAACACACUGACCAGACAUGAAAAAACUGAGUUUUGGGGCCUGAGUGAGAAUCAGGCAAACACUAAAUUUGCUUUGUCUCCCUGUUGCAGAUCACAUACCUCCCUUUCCCCCCAUCAGUCUUUGUAGUCUAAGGACAGAGUUUCCCCUCUAGCCCCUUCUCUCUCUCUUCUGUCCCCUCUUCCGAAUAAUUCCUGAACCAGCUAGAUCCUUUGCUGCUGUUUUUGCUUUGUUAACUAUAUUCUUAUAUAAAGAAUACUCAGUUGUUAAGGGGCCCCACUUCAGCCCACUUAUUGAGCACUUUAUUCAAAAGAUUGUGAUAAUCUGUUGCAUAUCCUCUCCUGCCUAUUCAUUCAAUCCCAGAAUCUCCCAGAGAUUCAGCGACUAAUCUCUGUGCUAAAAAGAAACGAAGCCUGCAGUGCAUUUAUGCUACUGAUUUUAUAUGACAGCUCAUAAAAUGAUAGAAAAAAGAGCAAUAGAGGUUUCAUUUUAUUAAAAAAAAAAAGUUAAAAUCUGGUUCGGUUCAGGAAAGGCUGUAUAAAACCUCUUCCAAAACCAAAGGGGAGUGAAACUUCUCAAUUUUCCAGAGAAGUGAAGAUGAUUCUCCAGUUUGAACAGCAUACUUUCGUGUUCCAUGAUUUUUUUUUUCUUUUUAAUUUUACAUGAAAUUGCAGAGACAGUCCAUUCAUGGGGAUCGGGUUUAGGAACCUUGUUUUCUUCCAUUUUUUUUUUUAACAGACCAACUGAAUUAAUGAUCAGAAUCUACUUCAUCCCUAUUCCAGGCUCUGGUUCCCAGCUGUACAUGUGUGUUCCAUGAAUUUCAGCCAGAGCCAGGGUUCCAGUUCUCCAUCCAAGGAGCAAGAAAUAAGGUUUUUCCAUUUUAAAAAUAGGUCUGUGGAGCUGCACACUCAAAGCAGCUUCCUCCCCAGAUAUUUAUUUAGAAUUAUAAUUAAUGUAUUUAAAAUUGACAAUGUUCUAUAUAUCUAAGAUAACCAUAAUUUAAUAAUUUGCAAGUUCCAUUGACACUGGAGAUGUGGACUGAACAUUAGAUUGAUGACAAUUUUAUUUUUAAAGGGCAAUUUCUCUUCCUAUCUGUCCUUCUCUUUUCCACUCUGUUCCCAUGGUUUCUUUAUUAAAAAAUCUGUACAUUUAAAUUUAUUAUGGGAUGUUGUGUCUCCAUCUUGUAAAUAUUUUCUGCCCUGUAUAUUGGUGGUAUUUCCAGAUUGAUUUGUUUAAUUCUGUGGGGUAAUGAAAUAAACAUUAAAUGAA